This is a messenger RNA of Aspergillus tanneri, 759 nucleotides long. RefSeq lists its product as uncharacterized. The transcript has 4 exons. Lineage: Eukaryota; Fungi; Ascomycota; Eurotiomycetes; Eurotiales; Aspergillaceae. The coding region runs from base 1 to 759 and encodes 252 amino acids. The record is from RefSeq and is a predicted model, not a curated record.
AUGGGAGAUGAUAUCGAUGGGUUCAGGCGACUUGUGGCUGGAGAUAAAUUGACGAUCAACGUUGCUCUGACAGAUGCAAAUCUUCGAAAAUCCAGCGCAACUGCCGAAAGCCUUGCAUCCUACCAGAGUCUAAUCGAGACUGCCAAGGCCGAGCUUGAGGUUCAUCUGGAAGUUAUUGAUAGCAAACUUGAGGCUAUGCUGGGGCGAAACAUGCCAAAGGACUGUUCUCGUCCCUUCAUUAUCCUCUCAAUUCUUACUCCCAUCCUUCGGCCUCCAUGCCUUCAUCUGCGCUGCUGUGUGACGUCUAAAUCCAUCGGAAUGCUGCCAGACAUGAAUAUCGGCUGGAAGCUGGAGGUGGGCACCACGGUCACAUUUAUCAGUGCUUUUAUCGUUGUAAUGCUACGGACGCUUGCGCGCACUCUAUAUGCCACUCUGGGAUGGGAUGACUAUCUGAUGCUGUUUGCUGUGGCGCAAGCCUUUGUAGCAACCAUCUGCGACUACAUCGCGGUCAACGGCCUGGCUAGCAACGAUGCACAUCAACUUAUCCCUUCACUGGGCGGGAAACCAACCCUGAUGAACUACCUCCAGGGCAAGAGAUACUUCCUGGCCCUUCCCGUGUUCCACGCUGCCUGUCUCACUUUUGUGCUCGCAUUCAACAUCUUCUCAGGCGUCACCUGUGUGCUGCCGCCCGCCGGUCCUCUGACGGCCGACGUGGCCAACGAGGUCUUCUUGCACGGCAACCUGGACGGCGCCCUCUGA